Molecule: messenger RNA, 848 nt
Organism: Suillus discolor
Lineage: Eukaryota; Fungi; Basidiomycota; Agaricomycetes; Boletales; Suillaceae
Exons: 6
Coding region: 50-652 (200 amino acids)
Source: RefSeq, a predicted model, not a curated record
AAGGCCCAGGGGUUUCGACUGUGCUCAUCGGCGCAGGCGUCGUUGAAACAUGUUCACGCCACCACAUAUGGCAGAUAUUUCCCCGCACGCCAUAACGUCUCUCGAAGCACUUGCCAUCAUCUUACUGACUGAUGCAGAGACACCGGAUGACCAACUAUUUGCAGCAACAAUUGCACUGCAAGCACUCGACGCGAAACAACGAGGCGCUAAGUAUGGACCACGCGGGCCAUAUGACCAACAGAAAGCAGAACGAUUCUUCGAUCACCUGCUUCACAUCUCUUCAGCGAAGAUUUUCAAGACUUGGUUCCACGCCAUGACUGAGGUGGGAAGGGUGCAAGUCCAAGAGGUCUCUGAAUGUGGCAUGGCAUUGAUAUUUGGCAUGUCCGUUUACAUUUGCGUGCAAGACACGCCAAUCAUCCUGUUCCAGUCUCUGAGGCUGGGAAAUAAACGGUGGCCACUCCGGCAUCAUGGGAAGGUCCCAUAUCAGCCCCGUCGACUGAUCGUACAUGGGCAGCAGAUUUUCUGGAGUGUUGUGGAGAGAGAGAGCUGCCGAAAUGCCGACUGGAAAGUGCACAUGGUCAUAUCAAACUCCGUACUCGAUACAGUAUGCCGAGUGCGAAAUAAAAUGGCAAAUAAAAUGGGUACUCAAUAACGUGCCUAUUUUAUUGGUUGACUGUCAUCAUAGUUAUGAAAUAAAAUCGUUAUUUAGGGCUGAUGAUUUAUCUGUUGCGAUACCGGACGUUGAUGGUUUGUGCUAAUAUGAUUUUAUAUCUGAAGGUCUUGACUGUCUUGUGAACUCCAACUAGACGGUUAAACGAGACUCGCACAGAAGAAAGUAUGAGCAACUG